GAAAGCAACACGGAAGCUAUAAUGGUGUCCUGGCAGUAGUGUUUGCGUUCGUGGUGAGAACAGAAGACCGUUGUGUAGUUCUGUUACAUACCGUGUUUCAUUAAAUGGAACUAGAGUUUUAAUGUGUUUUCUGGAAUCUGAAUUCUGCCCUCUCGUACCGUAUUAGUUUCUUAACCGUUUUUCGUAGUUUGUAAACAAGUGCGACUGCAAAUUUUCACCAUGCCUGCCAGCGGGCCCGUCUACCAGCCUACUACUGAAACAUACGAGCAACAGAGGGACUGGACGCGCGUCAGUUACUUGUCUCAGACUGUUAGUAAUGGCAUUAACAGAACGAAAUGCCUGCAGUGGGUAACCCUUGUCCUCGGAUUGUUUGCUUUAGCAGCAGGGCUUAUUAUGCUCAUUGAAGGAGCUGUCGAUUAUUCAGACACCCGCCAACACGAAGCGGAUGAAAGUGGUUCUACAAGUGAUUUAGUGAUUGCAGUUGCUGGUGCAAUUCUCAUUGUUAUUGGUUUUGUACUUAUAGCCUUUUACGUACGCACAAUCAGGAGGAGGAAGAGUUGCUUCUGCUUCGACUCGAAGGAACAGAGACUGGCCAGACAGCUGGACAACCAGGCAAGCAACGGCCAGGUGCUGACAUUGAAUCCAUCAACUGAUCUUCUUGUGACUGCACAGUAUGCUCCUGUGUCAGAGAUUUCGUAUCAGCCACCAGCAGUGUCUGAGGAGGAGGAGACACGCAAACUCAUGGGUAGUGACAACAAGGAGUGUGAUAGUGUUGCUGCUGGAGGAAACAUUCAGUCAAUGAUCACCACCAAGAUGAGGAAGAUUUCUUCCACAUCCAGCUGCUUUGGUGGUCGUCGGCUGGCACCUCUUGCUUCAGGUGAAGAUGUAACGCCAUCACUGCGAUCUUCGUUUGCAAGUGUUUAUUACAACAUGACACCGUACCCAUCAGACCUCUCUCUUGGUUCAUCUACAGCAACUGAGUGACUGCUUGGCAUUUUAGUUAUGUGGAUGAAAUUUGUGGUUUUAAUUGAUGUGUCUUAGAAUUUCGCUGCCUUUGUGUGAAAUAUUGUUUUUAGAAAAAGAAUGUUGGACUGAGCUUAAUUGACUGCUUGCUUUUUCAAGUAUUAGUUUAUUUUAUAAAGCACAUAGGAAAAGAAAGCAGUUUGAUCUGUAAAUUCUAUCUUGUAUGAAGUCUUUAGUUAAUAAAUGAACUUCUGUUUCUAGCUUCCAUUUCUGAUAGUCAUUGUCUUUCAGAGUGGUUUGUUAAGCUUUGUAUUGUCUGUUAUAUCACAAUGUGACAGUAUAGCUACACACACAAUUCUUUGCUUUCUGUGUUACCUUACCUUGCCAUGUACGCAUUUAGAUUUUAUAUGCGGUAACAACAAUCAGAUUUGUAAAGUAUAUAGAUUCGUCAGUUGUAUAUUUUUGUUAGAGACAGGAUGUGGAUUCAGUUAUUGCUGUUCUUUUUUUUCCUAGAUCGCCAUUUUUAAUUCUGAACGUGAUUCGAGUAAUGAAUUAAGAUAGCGUCUGCUAUUGUUACAAAAAAUUGAAUAUUUUAUCACAGUAAAUGUAUAUAGGAACUAGUCAGAGCACACUGAUUAAUUGUAGGUGCUAAAUUAAAAUGUCAGUAAUGUUGUAAUCAUGUACAGAAAAAUUUGAUUUGGCUACUUAAGAAAAUACACUGUCGCAGUGCAGUUGAUUCCAUAUUCUUCAUUGCAGGCGAUGCACAUAUUCUUGAUUGUUGUAAGGUAAUAGAAAAUAGUUACAGUUCAUGGAGUUUUGUCCUUAGAUACCAAAGAAUCUCAUUAAGCUCGAAAUUUCAACAAUACCUAGAUUUUUCAGGUUGACAAAAUAGUAGUGACUGCAUGCCUCUGAAAUUUGGCACAGAAGUCUCAAUUCUCCCUGUUCAAUUAAUUUUCAUGUAUUUAAACAAGUUAUAACUUAAUUCAAAAUACUUUCAGGUUUUACUGUUCAGCACAGUUUGAUUGACUGGUUCAAUUAAACAGUUGUGUAUUGGUGUUGACAGGGGAAGUGUUCGCAGACAUCAACUGAAAGUUAGUGAGCCUCAGUGGUUAUGCCUUGAUAUGAUGUCACAAUUCAUACUGUAAUUUGGGGGUAAUAAUUUGCUACUGAUGCUAUUUUAUCAUUAAAGAACAUUUUCCCAGUGAUUCAGGAUUAAUUCUUUGCCUUGGCUCACCUGCAAUUAAAAAUGUGGCCUAUAUCUCAAACUGUGAUUUGUAUUUCAAA
Molecule: messenger RNA, 2247 nt
Organism: Schistocerca americana (American grasshopper)
Lineage: Eukaryota; Metazoa; Arthropoda; Insecta; Orthoptera; Acrididae
Exons: 3
Coding region: 220-984 (254 amino acids)
Source: RefSeq, a predicted model, not a curated record